AUGGAGGAUAAGAUUCGUUGGUGUAGGAGUGGUCUCCGUUUCAACAGACGCUGGUUAGAUAAAGAAGGUCUUUUUGGGGCUAUUACAGAGGGCUGGGGCUCAGAUACAAACCCUCGGCCAGGUAAUUUUGUGGAUAAGAUUGUUACGUGCAGGCAUGCCAUUUCUCGCUGGAGGAAGGCACAAAUGCCAUAUGGACGCGAAACUAUUGAGGAUUUAAAAUCCAAACUGGCGGCAGCACAGGCGGAUGAUGCUAGUUCGGUUGAGGAACUUGCAGCUUUGACUUGGCAACUUCGGGAAGCGUAUCGGGAUGAGGAGGUGUAUUGGUUUCAGAAAAUUUGUUGUCGAUUGAUGAGAUUUGGGGAUCAUAAUACCAGUUAUUUUCAUGCUCAGACAAAACAACGGCGGGCAAAGAACCGCAUUGUUGGUCUUCAUGAUGACAAUUGA
This is a messenger RNA of Camelina sativa (false flax), 444 nucleotides long. RefSeq lists its product as uncharacterized. NCBI's taxonomy places the organism in Eukaryota, Viridiplantae, Streptophyta, Magnoliopsida, Brassicales, Brassicaceae. The record is from RefSeq and is a predicted model, not a curated record.